AUGGGAAAGCAUUUCGAGAAGGAGCACACGGACACUCAAAGCUAUGUUGACAAGAAGUUCGAAAACAUGGCAAAAUACAAGGAAUGGUUUUAUGGAAUCAACAAAAAUGCCGAAGAGACACUCUCAGUUCGAUCUUCGAGACAAGUUAAAGGCUUCAAACGUCUCUAUCUACGAUGCCAAACAGAUAGUCGCCGUCCUGUCCCUUUGCAAUCUUCCCGUUUGGAGGAAAAGCCAACUUAUGUUUUCUGUUAUUGUCCAGCUCAUCUAGUUGUAACAGAGUGUCGACAAUAUGUGCGCGUACAAGGCAUAAUCGAACAUAUUCACAAAGAGGGCUUAGAAUGUGAAGUCAUUGAGAGUGUAAAAGAGAAAAACGAGGAGAAUCAUAGAAAAUGUCUCAUUGAACUCGAAGGAAUGACUCUAGACGAAUUAGAAGAAGGUCAAUGGCAACUAGGAGAGGAAAUUAUUAAUUACAAUGGAAACUGCCAAUGUUCGAAUAAGGAUACUCAUUGUGCAACUUGUGAUUGCUGUUCCUCCAACUUCUCCUGUAGUUGUUCCAACAUGGAGAGAGUACCCUGCAUCCAUAUGCACUUCUUAUCAAUAAAAAUCCGAAAUGACAAAAACAAAAAACAAGAAGAGAGUUUGUUGAUGGUCACCCGUCACAAGCGAACUGAUAAUUCUCAAGAAAAUGUACCUUUGGUGAAGAAAGCCGAUGAGAACAACACGAGAAAGACGAGAAAAAGGAAACUCAAAACUCGACCUCUCGAUGUUGAAGCUCCCAAAGUGGCGAAAACGAUCGAUUUGAAGAAGGAACGGAAAAGUUUUCGUUUCCGGAUACUUGAUAAACCGAAAAAAAUCGUAGAACCCCCAGAAGUUGAAGACCAGAACCCCAAUACAGAAGACGUAGCUAGCACAACUCCCGUAGAACAUGAACCGGAGAAGGAAACCAUUCAGAAGCAUGUGUCAACUCAGGAAAAAACAGAAAAGGAGAUUGAAGACGUUGAAGCUUUGUUCGCAGAUCUCAUUCACGACACUACUACCGAGCCAGCUCCAUUAGCCUAUUUGAAUAGCGAAGACUGUGCCCUAUUUGGUGGCGAACCCGUUAGCUCCAUUACACCGUUUAUGGCCACGGAGUUACAACAACCACUCGACAUAUCAACAGAAGUCUUGACUAAUCUCUCUUCUCUCACAGAACAACCUCUGGUGGAAUCAAAACUCGAGAAGAGUUUUAGCGGAUUUUGA
Messenger RNA from Auanema sp. JU1783, 1239 nucleotides. The record is from the annotation of a GenBank genome assembly. NCBI's taxonomy places the organism in Eukaryota, Metazoa, Nematoda, Chromadorea, Rhabditida, Rhabditidae.